UUUAUCGGAAAAGGUGCGGUGUGUGUUCCGGACGGAAGCGGGCGGACCAAGUGCGGUUUGGUCACCGGUUAAAGUCGUUCGAGAAAGUAUAAACAAAGCGCAAUGAAUUUGUCUAUCGUCGGUCGCGAGAACAAGGAAAAUGUAUCCGAAAAAGUGCGGAGUGUGUUCCGAACGGAAGCGGGCGGACUCAAGUGCGGUUUGGGCGAGAACUGCCAAUUUCGUCCAAAAAACUUCAUUCUGACCAACUGCCUGCGGCACAUCCAAAACAUACAUCCCGCGAGCUACAAUGUUUUGAAACUCGGAAAGCAGAUCCCGGAAGAGAAGAUCGCGGAGCGAGGGAAAAAGCGCCCAAAAGGUGAAGAAGUUGUGACGGCACGGGUAUCAAAACGGAAAGUGGUGGGAGGAUUAAUAAAAAUUGUAACGUGCCACGACGCACCAUUCAGUGCAGUGGAGUGGGAGGGAAUCAGGGAUAUUGUGGACCCUUUGCUCAGUGCACUUAAUUUAACGAUAAAUAAACAAAACAUUGCUUCUUAUGUGAAGGACGCGAGCAAUGUCAUUGACGGGUUCAUUUCCGAAGAAACAAAGGAUUCGAUGCUUAGUCUAAAGUUAGACACCACCUCGAAAAUGAACAGGAGCGUCAUGGCAGUGAGUGUACAAUAUUACAAGGAUCUGCAGCUUGUGAGAAGAUCUCUCGGAAUCAUUGAGCUGUACGAGAAACAUACCGCUCAAUAUCUGAAAGAAAAGGUUGAAGAGCUGCUGGACAAAUUUGGUAUAAAGCGCUGGCAAAUAUACUCCGUUACGGUAGAUAAUGGAAGAAAUGUUGUCAAAUCUGUCGAUCUUCUGGGCGAAACCGCAUGUAAAGAUCCAGAUGAUAGCGAAAGCAGCCCUGAUGUACAGGAUAAUUCAGAUGAAAAUGCAGAAGACGACAACGCAUUUUUCCACUGCGAGAAAAUCACCGAGGAAUACCAACAAACGUUAAGUGAGCAUAAAGUCGACUGCAUACGCUGCGGAGCGCACACCAUAAACCUUGUGGUGAACGACGUGACUCGGGAAUCCGAAGAGAACGAUGAAUCGCUCAAGCAUAUUAUAAAAAUUGUGAAAAUGUGCCGAAAAGGAAAAUACAAGCAAGCAUUCAAGUUCUCUAAGACCCCGAUACCGAACUCGCCAAACAAGACCAGAUGGAAUGCUGUGUAUAUGAUGAUAUACGUGCUCUUGAAGUACAAGGAAUUCUACUCUAAUAUCGGUUUGCAGUAUGAUGAGCUUGACCUUUCACACUGCUGGCAAUUCAUGGAAGAAUAUCGCGAAGCUUUCUACCCGCUGUACUUAGCAUCGUUAAUAUCACAGCAAGAGGAAUGCCCAAUAAGCCAGUUCCAUUUGGAGUGGCUGAAGGCGUACGGUCAAGUGAAAGCGUUGAAGUCAAAUCGAUUCAGAGAUAACAUACUGCUGUCGAUGGACAAGAGACAAAAAACUCUGAUGGAACCCAUCGCCUACAGGGCCGCUUUAUACAUGGAUCCUCGGUUCAUGUAUAGUGGAUCUGAGCUGUUCAAGCGCGAGGAAAAGGCAGAAAUCGUGAAAUAUCUCGUCAAAUUGUGGAACAACAUCAACGUUAACAGGCCUGAAACCAGCACUGUAGAUGAUAACCAGGACACAGCGGUAUCGAACAACUCGUUUGACAUCAACGAUUAUUUCACGCAGUUGUUUGGGGAAGGCACUUCUACUCGCUCAUCGAAACCUACUUCACUGGAAGAAAAAUUGCUGCAAAUACAAUGCCAAGACCGCGUCAACCCCGCGGAGCAAUUUAACAUAAUCCAUUACUGGUAUGCGCAAAGAGUUCACGAGGAACGACUGUGGAAACUAGCCAAAGUUGUUUACGCCGCAGCUUCUACGCAAGCAGCUGUUGAACGAGAUUUCUCCGCGUACAACAGAAUAUUCACAAACCUGCGAAAUCGUCUAGCUGGUGACACUAUUGAACACGUACUGAAAGUUAAAUUGAACAAGGACCUGAUCGAGCCUACCAUUCGCGAGAUAAUUCAAUCGCAACCUGCCAACUGAAUUCAGAUUUCCAUCGUUUUUUUUUUAUUAUUAUUGACCAUGCUGUUACGUUUUAGGUUCAACGCGCCUAUGUUUGACUACUAUUCGAUGAAAUAAAGGAUGUGAUACAUCGCAUUAUUUUAAUUACACUUUACAAUUACAUUUUUACUUCUAGUAUCAUACGGGAAUUACUGCCGUAGUUUCGAAUAGGAUGGAUUUGGGUGGGAGUGUAGGAUUACUAUAAUCAAUUAUCAAUUUGAUUUGUGCAUCCGAGGCGCAAUACACCGCACUAUGCGUGACGUUAUC
Molecule: messenger RNA, 2337 nt
Organism: Aedes albopictus (Asian tiger mosquito)
Lineage: Eukaryota; Metazoa; Arthropoda; Insecta; Diptera; Culicidae
Exons: 4
Coding region: 103-2052 (649 amino acids)
Biological process (GO): regulation of transcription by RNA polymerase II
Cellular component (GO): nucleus
Molecular function (GO): protein dimerization activity
Source: RefSeq, a predicted model, not a curated record